Molecule: messenger RNA, 1005 nt
Organism: Aspergillus nidulans FGSC A4
Lineage: Eukaryota; Fungi; Ascomycota; Eurotiomycetes; Eurotiales; Aspergillaceae
Exons: 1
Coding region: 1-1005 (334 amino acids)
Source: RefSeq, a predicted model, not a curated record
AUGUCCAGCCAAACCAAGACUAUCGCCGUAAUCGGUGCGACGGGGAAUCAAGGCUUCUCCACCGCAGAGUCCUUCCUCAGUAUACCAAACUGGGCCGUCCGCGCCCUGACUCGUAACCCGGACUCAGCCACUGCCCAAAAGCUUGCCUCAAUGGGUUGCGAAGUUGUCCAAGCUGAUCUAAACGACAUGUCCUCCUUGGACACAGCAUUCAAAGGUGUUCAUGCUAUCUUUGUGAAUACCGACUUCUGGGCCACAUACACAAGCGAUCCAGCACGUGACAGUUUCGCAGCAUAUGCCCAGGAAGUAAGGCAGGGGAAGAACGCUGCAAUUGCUGCUUCAAAAGUCCCAAGUUUGGAAAGAUUCGUAUACAGCGCGUUACCAUCUUUCAGCAAAGCCUCGGGUGGAAAAUAUAGCAAGGCGCUGCAUUGUGAAUCCAAGGCAGCUAUUGUCGAGUAUAUUGAAACAAGCCGAGACCUUAUCGAGUUGGCGAAGAAAUCGUCGUUUAUCUACCUAGGAGCUUAUUCGACACAUCCAAUCUUCACACCCAGAUCCCUGUCUGAAGAUGGUGUCUACCAGUUCAUCAUACAUGUUCGACCGGUGGCGAAGAUACCAAUAAUCGAUGCGCCAAGCUCGACCGGGCGAUUUGUCAAAGAGCUCGUCUUAAACGAGGAGCCUGGCACAAAACUUUUAGCCUACGACACAGACAGCUAUCUUUCCGUGCUUGAGGCUGUCGAGGUCUGGUCUAGACGCACAGGAGAAAAAGCGGAGAUAAUCACCAUAUCUGCUGAAGAAAUGAGGGAGAGGUUUGGGAUUCCCAUGGAAGUGUUGGAUGCACCUCUAGCAAUCGAUGAGUUCGGGUAUAUGAGUGGGGUUGAGGGGUACAUUGAGCCGAAAGAUUUGACCAGUACGGUGGUAACGAGGAGCUUCGAGGAGUGGCUGAACACCAGAGACUGGAGGGAGCUUGCGCUGGCAGGGGAGAAGGAGUUGGAGGGGGUCAAGAUUUGA